Molecule: messenger RNA, 6871 nt
Organism: Microplitis mediator
Lineage: Eukaryota; Metazoa; Arthropoda; Insecta; Hymenoptera; Braconidae
Gene: Pcf11
Exons: 13
Coding region: 227-5845 (1872 amino acids)
Biological process (GO): termination of RNA polymerase II transcription
Cellular component (GO): mRNA cleavage factor complex; cytoplasm
Molecular function (GO): RNA polymerase II complex binding; mRNA binding
Source: RefSeq, a predicted model, not a curated record
UGAGGUCCAAAGGGGAAUGGUCGUGUCGACAUUUUGAGUUCAGACUCGACUGAGUUAACACUAGUUGCGGCAUUUAAUAUGUGUUAAUUUUUUUUGUAUCAACUGGUGCAGUUUUAUUUAUAACUCCAAGUGCAUAUUAACAACAAUAUGAGUAAUUAAGAUACGUCAUCAAGCCGGAUAAAAUAAUCGAGUACCGACAAAGUAUAAUUGUAUUUAAAAUAUAAAAAUGACUAAAAUGGCGUCAACAAAGUCGAAGGAAAUCGUGGAGGAGUACAGCUCGUCGCUUUCGGACUUGACAAUUAACAGCAAGCCUCUUAUAAACAUGCUCACGAUGUUAGCAGAGGACAAUGUCGAACAUGCAUCGGCCAUCGUCAAAGCGGUUGAGAACCACUUGUUAAAGGUUUCAAGUGAUGUCAAACUACCGGUCCUUUAUCUCAUCGACUCGAUCGUCAAGAAUGUUAGUGGAGCUUAUUUAAAACUCUUCACUGAUAAUAUAGUUAGCAUAUUUUGUAGUGUCUUUGAAAAGGUUGACGAGAGUACCAGAUUGAGCAUGUGGAAGUUGCGGCAAACGUGGGGUGAAGUAUUCCCAGCAAAGAAAUUAUUUACACUGGAUGUACAUGUUCGCAAUAUAGACCCAGCGUGGCCAGUACCAAAUACGCCUAUUUCGAGUGGUUCUAUCCACUUCAACCCUCGUUUUUUGAAUGUGCCCUCGGCUCCAACUCCAGCGGCACCAACACCUGCAGUACAACAACUACCUGCUAGUAAAGUUCCUUCUGUGGAACCAGCGACUGUAAAUGAAGCGGUAAUGCGUGAGCAAUUACUCAAAAAACAAAAAGAGCUUCUUGAGUUACAGAAACAGAAAAUUGAGUUGGAAUUACUGCAGGCUAAAACGAGCCUUGAGCAGCAACAAAAACAGACGGCUUUGGCCAAAACGGAAUCGUUAAUACCGACACCCAUUAUUCCGGAAGUUGCUGAAGAAAAACCGGUAGUUGCUGCGGUAUCAAAUCUAGCAACCAAACAAAUUGCAAAACAGUUUCCAGCAGCCGCAGCCUCGCUACUAAAGAACGUGGGUACUAACAAUGGCCCCCGAAUAGCACCAGCAAGCAGUCUACUGGUAGCAUCAGCGCGUCCAGUGUCACGCGACCCUCGUAUAAAACUCCCUCCAGGAUCGGAGCAGCAGAGCUGUGAUGUAGACUCCCGUCUGCGCCCAAGCACCUUAUCAUCAUCGUUGACAUCAUUAACCAACGAUUUACCGUCUAAAACACAAUUAUCAAAGAAUCAACAUGCCGCGUUAAACACUGUACUUUCAGAUCACGUAAUAAAACAGCAAUUAUUAACGAAACAAGCAAUGAAUCACAUAAGUGAAUCAAAUCAAAGUGGUGGUGGCCUUAAGUCAUCAUCGUCAUCUUCUCUCGCGACAAACAAUUCUUCAAGUCGUGGUAUUGGUAGUGGUGGAAGUGGAUUAGGUGGAACUGGAGGAAGCGAGACAAAGUCUAAAGACACUAAGAGCUCGUCGUCACGCGGCAGUUCUUCAGUGUCUUCAACAAAAGAUGAUAAGUCAUUCGCUUCCUCAAAAUCCUCCUCGUCACACAGAAAAGUAGGCAACAGAUCCCGGUCAAAUUCAAAACAGUCGCAAGUAUCACCUACUAAAUCAACAUCCAAAAUAAUUGAUCGAGAUGCAAGUCCAAUUAGGUCGAAAUCUCGUGAAAAAGAUAACUCUGACACCUCAUCAUCAUCCACAUCCUUACGUACAUCACCCAAUAAAUCCUCAUCUCCUAGCUCAAAGAGCCGUAAGAAGAGUAGUAGUAAAUCGAGAAAGCGUACACCUAGUCCACCCUAUAAAAUUCCCCGAAGAAAUAACGAUUCAAAGUCAUCUAAUUUGUCAAAUUUAACCUCCUCCCUGUCAUCGUCAUCGUCCUCCUCGCUUAGCGGACUGGUUAGUAGCGCCGUUGGUCUUACUGAGGAGGAACAGUCAGGUUCAUUAAUUGUCUCUCCUCCUCAUCCGCCUACUUUUAAAGAAAUACGACCAAAUGCCAGACAGAGAAAUUAUAUUAAACGCAACAAUAAAGAUCUUGGCAGUCAUAGUCCUGAUAAUAAUUCUAGUCAGGAUCUUUCAAAUACUCAGGUUACGUCAGAUCUUUUAAUUCAAUCAGCAGCCAGUAAAGAUGAGGAUUUGCGAGCUGUACUCCCGCCACCGGCCAGCAUCGUUGUUCCGCCUAUCGCUGAAACAAAAGAAGACUUAGAUCUGCGUAUAUUAGCACCACCACCUACUAAUAAAAGACAAAGCUCCGAGCACGGCGAUUCAAAUAAUAAAAAAUCUAAAACUGAAAAAUUUGAUACUUUGUUUGGUAAUGAAGAUGUUGAUUUACGAACACUGACAAAUCCCAAAGCUGGACGACCACCAACUCCACCACCGCCAGUGAUAUCGGGUGAAGAAAAUAAAACAAGUUGGGCAAAAUUAAAGACAACAUUUAAAAAUGACCGUGAUAAACCAACAACUAGUGAUGAUAAACGUGACAGAGAUCGUAAUAAAGAUCGUUCAUCUAGAGGCCGACCGUACAAUAAACCAUCUGAGGACGGUGUUAAAGAUCGUCGACGUCCAUUUAUAAAUGACGAUGAUUCUCGGUCAUCUGGUCGUAGAAAUCGUGACUUUGAUAAAUCGGAUCGCAAUUCGGAGCGUAACAUCGAGAUAAUAAUGAAGCAGGCUGAAGAGCAACGGAAACAAGGUUCUAUUUCCGAAGCUGACUACACCACGUUGAUUCAAGAAGUCUGGCAGAUGAACGAAGACCAAAAACUGAGAGCAGCACAAAGAAAAGAUAGAGAAGUGGGUGCAAGUGUUUGGGAGAAAGGAAUUGACAUUGGAGGUUUCAGUCCAAAAGACGACAUGGGACACCGAGGGAAGGAUCAUCCGCACCCGCGAAACGGACCGCGCUGGCAACCACCAGGACCUUGGCAGCCUCCAGGUCCUUGGGCACCUCCACCUGGACCAACAUUCGGCAAUCCAUUUAACCCCGAUUUCCGAGCGAUGGGUCCGUGGCAAAAUCCACGACAAUUCGGACCAAUGCGACCUGACUUCAAUCAGUUUCACGGUUUCAACUCGGGCAUGGGUCCACGUAUGGGUCCUGGUUUAAUGGGGCCUAUGGGUCCUAAUGGCCCUAUGAUGCCAGGAAUGAUGCCAAACGGACCUAUGGGACCACUGGGUCUACCAAAUCCUGCCAUGGCUAACAUGAAUGGGCCACCUAGUCUUUUAUUGAACGGCCCUCAUCCGCCUCACAAUAAUUUAUUAACUCACGUUCCGCCACCCUCAAGAAAUAUCUCGCCCAACUCAAUGUCCAAGUUCGACAAUGAAGAGACACAAAACUUUAUGGACAAACUUACUAAAGAACACGGCGGUCCAAGCCGCGAACUACCUCUACCUGACCCAAAAUUAUUAGAAGAAAUAGCCAAUGACACAAUGAAAUCAAUAAACAUCGACAAUAUACCUCGUGAAAUUCGUUACUACGGUCAAACUGCUGUUGUGUUUAUGAGCUGGGAUGACCCAAGAGAAAUCGGUUUCCAAAAUGGUUCAAGAAGGAUAAUGAUUGAUGACAAAGACACCAUCACCUGUUCGUUCAACGAGCCUUACAAGGAGUUUAUGUAUGACGGCAAAGUUCACAAGAUAAGACUCGGUGCGCCGACGAGAGAACUAUUUGUUGAUGACAACUGGUACGAGUGUUACUUCGGUGGCCCGCCAGUGCUAGUUGACUUAGGGAACAAAAAAGUAAAUCUUAAAUUAGAAGGACCACCGCCACAAGUUAAAAUUGGUACUGUAAAACGAACUGAUUUAGUUAUAGGUAAAAUAAAUCUUAUUAUUAAUGCUAAGAAUAUGACCCCGGUAUUUGUGGAUUCAAAGCCGCAGAUGUUUGAAAUAGAUAAUCAGCCACAGACACUUGAAUUUGCUGAUUCUCUGGAGACGAUAUUGCUUAAUGGCAGGCCAUUUAAAGUUGAAUUUGGUGGAUUGCCUAAACCAAUUGUUGUAAGAGAUAAAAAACAUUUUAUAAGAUUUACUGUAUUACCUCGAGGAGCGCAUCCGGGGUCUGUUAAAAUUGCUGGUAUGAAAGGCAAGUGUCCAGAAUCAUCUGCUGCUAAUAACAACAAACUAAGUGAUUCUACUGUUCCGAUUCCGGGAGUUGCUAACUCUGAACCCGACUCGACUUCACAGGACGCGUCAGACGUAUCAUUGGCCAAACCAGAUUUGCAAUUAGAUAUGUUGUCAUCGGCGCUUUCCUCUGCAAUGGCACCCUCUUCUGGUCUGUCUUACCAAGCCGAACCAAUGGAAAAACCCGCAGCACCAGCACCAACGCCUAUCCUACCGCUUAAUCUCAACCUCAACGAGCUCUAUCAAAGGCUAGUCGAUACCGGAAUAGUCCCAAGAAAAGGACCUAAAGUCGAGGUGAAGAAACCUGAAGAAGAAGUUAAGAAAGAACCGGAAAUAGCACCAGCCAGCUUAGACAAACCAGAGACACUUAAAAUAGUACGGCCUAUUGGUUCAACUUCGAUGUACGGUGGAAUGCAGUGCAGCUCAUGUGGUGCGAGGUUCGCACCCGAGUUAGCCACCAGGUACAGCCAUCAUCUAGACUGGCACUUCCGGCAAAACCGACGGGGUAGAGAUUCAACCAAGAAAGCCCAGUCGCGUGAGAUCAUGUACGAAAUAAGUGACUGGAAUCAGUUUGAAGAGAUUGAAGACUUGGAUGACAGAGUACAAAGUUGGUUUGAAACCGAGAGACAAUCUGCGGAAACAGUAGGAGCCAACGGUGAAGAUUCAUCACAAGACGCAAUCCCACCAAGUGUGCCUUCAAGCAGCGACGAAAAUUCUCGGUGUCAAGUAUGCCAUGAUGCUUUUGAUCAGUUUUUCAAUGAAGAAAAAGACGAGUGGCAUUUGCGGCCAGCUGUUAGCUUCGAGGAUAAAAAUUACCACCCACUUUGUCUCGAGGAUCACAAGGAAAAGUGUCUCGCGCGCGCUUUGGAAAAAUCAGCAUUGAAUGAGUCUAUGAAUGAAGAUGAAGAUAACAACGACGAAGUAAGAGAUGAAGAUUCAAUAGAGCAUUCGAAAGACGAAGACAUCCCAGAGCUUGAUGCUAAUGACGAACAAGUUGAAGCCGAAGAAGAAAAAAUUGAGGAAGAAGAAGAGCUCAAAGAUGACAACACGAUUGAGGAAGUGUCUGAAGACACUAAAGACAGUGUCAAAGACAAUGUUGACGAGAAAAUGGUAACAGAUAAUGUUGAAGACGAGAAAGAAAUAAAAGAAGCUGACGUUAAUGAAGAUGUCACUGAUAAAUUAAAAGUUUCUGAGCAACCAGAAGAACAAGAAAUUAAGUCUGAUGAAGUUAAAUCCGAAGAAAUGGUGACAGAGUCUUUGGACAUUGAUGUCAAAGUCAAGGAAGAGCCGAUGGAUGUCAAUGAAACGGAAAUAAAUUGGGACAAUGUUGAAGUUAAAAAAGAACCAGUUGAUACUGAGCCUGAACCUGAAGAGACUCAAGUAGCGGAAAUCGGGGCUGUGGUAGAUACGACCCUUACUGCAGUAACGAGUUCAAUGGACGGCAACGUUGAAUUAGAAUCAACUCCAGCGACGCUGCCCACCGCGUCAACGCGAAUAAAAAUAAACAUCUCGAAGCCAAUUGUUGUAAAUAGAGAACCAGAGGAACCGAAACAAAAACCUCCAGCACCUGAAGCGCCUAGUGAAGAAGUACAGGAAAAAAUUUUGAAACCCAAGGCAAUCAAAGCACCACUAAAAGGUAGGAAACUUUCUACCUUGCCUGCCGUUCAAAGAGGCCAAGAACUCUCGGGGCUUUGUUCAAUAAUGUAAAUAAUAAUAAUAGUAAUAAUUAUUUAUUAAGUUUGGGUAUUGACAAUACUGCCAGAUAGUAUCGCAAAGUCGUUUUAAAUAAAAGCCAGAAAGUAUUUUCAGUGGCUGGCUCUCGCGUUGUAAACAAAAAAUUUAUUUAAUCUGAUCGGAUAUAUAUUAGAUCAAUAACGAUUUAAUAUAUGUAUAUAUUAAUUGUAAAACUUGUAUGGCAUGAAGUUUAGUUAUUUGUACACAUCAUAUUCAUUUUUUCUACUUUUCUUUUUCAUUCGCCUCCACAUUAUCAUUUUUUUAAAAAUUUCAUUUAAUUAAUUGACGUUGGUUUAUUUUUUUCUAAUUUUUCUUCAUUUUUUAAAAAUAUUUAAAUAGAAGCAACGACACAUCAAGUCAUACAAGUUAAUUACGCGAAUAAUAAUUAACAAUUGUACAAGUCGAUAUUAAUUUGUUUAUCUUAUUUUUAUUUUUUAUUUAUAAUUGUUAUAUAAAAAAGCUGGAGAGAUAUCGAGUAAGUAAAUUAAAUUAAUGAGAGAGUGAGUGAACGAUUGUGAUUAUUUUUAAUAGACUAAUCGGAGUGAGUGGCGGAAGAUUCAAAAGAUACUUUAACUUGUACAUAAUUUAAUGAUAAUUUAAAUCUCGGUACAGUGACUAGAUCAUCGAGAUUUAUAAAUUUAAUGAAGAAGAGUAAUAGAUUAACGAGAGAAAUAAAUAAUUAAGUUAUUUAAAUAAAAUCAUUCCGCGUAGUAUAUGUGCAAUUAGAGUACUUGAAACAACACUAUGUGUCGUGUUAAGUAACACAAAAAAAUGCACAAUUAUUAUAAACUUAAAAUUUCAUACCAUUUGUACUUUGUAAAUUAAUUGAAAAGUAUCGUAGGUCUUUUUUAAUUUUUACAUCGAUUUAAAUAUAUAUAGAUACAUAUAUAUAUAUAUUUAUUUUCAAUUGUUAUUAAUGAUAAUGUGUAAGCAAACGAUAUUGUUACCUUGAGACAAAACGAAAACAAAAAAAAUUUAUAUGAAUGCAUUGGAAAAACG